AUGAUCUCUGCUGAAAUACCGGAUAAAGAAAGCAACCCUCUUGCUUUGGUUGCUGUUGAGAACUACAUGAUCCAUGGCCCAUGUGGUGAUGCAAAUAAAAAUUCUCCUUGCAUGCACAAAGGAAAAUGUCAAAAGCAUUUUCCAAAGAAGUUUGUGAAAACCACAAUUGUCGAUGAUGAAGGAUACCCAGUAUAUAGAAGGUGGGAUACUGGCGCAUUUAUUGAGAAAAAAGGAGUCAAAUUGAAUAAUCUUUUUGUUGCUCCUUACAAUAGGAAUUUAUUGACUAAGUUUGAUGCCCACAUUAAUGCAAAGAUCUAUGAUCAACAUAGAUCAGUCAAAGGAUACUUCAAUUUGAUACCUAUUACAGAGAAUUGGCAGGUGAGAGAUUACCAUUCCACUUGGAGAACGAACAAACUCUUCUAUCCAGAUAAGUGCUUGGUAACAUCUUUAGAAAGCAUAGCUGUUACACAGACUAAGUUAAUAGAGUGGAUGAAAUGCAAUGACGAAUACCCUCAGGCAAGAUCAUUGACUUAUUCUAAUUUCCCAAGUAAAUGGGUUUGGAAUGCUACUGAAAGAAAAUGGACUGAAAGAAAAAAUGGAAAAUGUAUUGGCAGAAUCUACUUUGCAUAUGGUGAGAAAUAUUAUUUACGAAUGCUCCUAAAUUUAUUUAAAGGAGCAAUAUCGUGUGCAUAUAUUAGAGCUAUAAAUGGGGUGAUACACCCAAUAUUCAAGGAUGCAUGUUACUCUUUAGGUUUGCUGGAUGAUGGUAAAGAAUGGAAUGUUUGCUUAGACGAAGCAUCUGUAUGGGCUUCUGGAAGUCAGUUACAACAACUGUUUGUAACAAUUCUGUUACUAAAUGAAGUUGUUAGUCCUACAGAUUUGUGGAGAACAAAUGCAGUUAAGCUAUCUGAAGAUAUGGCAUAUAUUCUUAAACGGAAAAUGGGAAUGCAAGCAGCGAGAUUUAGUGAUGAACAAUUACAAAAUCAUGCAUUGAUUGAAAUUGAAGACUUGCUUAAAAAAAGGAGGGAAAACAAUGGUUAA
Molecule: messenger RNA, 1041 nt
Organism: Pistacia vera
Lineage: Eukaryota; Viridiplantae; Streptophyta; Magnoliopsida; Sapindales; Anacardiaceae
Exons: 2
Coding region: 1-1041 (346 amino acids)
Source: RefSeq, a predicted model, not a curated record